UCCUUCCUUCCCAAAGAGGUUAUUGGUAAUUCUGGCGUAGUGGAGGGCACUGUAGAAGCUGAUUUCUGAAUAGGAGACACACCUAAAUAUUUCAUUGGGAGAAAAAUUUUGAGGUAAAGUCUUGAUGACCAAGUGGUAUGCUCGGGUUCUGGAUAAUUAGAAUGAAUAGAAGAAACCCUUCACCUUCAAGAACUGAAACAAAAAUUUUUCAAAAUAUGUUAAUAUACUUUUCAAUUGUAGUAAGUAGAAGAUAUUACAUACAUUGGGAUCUUUCUUUAGAGGUUGAAGAGAGUGCUGUGCCUUAGUCGUCUUUGAUGGUUUGUCAUCCUUGUAUGGGCCCUUGUGUCUUAGAUCUUUAAAAAAGGUGGGCUGGGUUCCUCUUCGUUUCCUUUUCAUUUGCUGAAGUAUUGCGAUUUCCGUGGUGAGGGUGGUUGGCAAUAAGCUACAAGAGCCGAGGCGGAGGGAAGAGACCAGGUCGGGGGAGGAGAAAGAGAAUUUUAGAGAAACGCCCCUAAACCAAGGGCAGGCCUACCACGAUUGCUUUAACCCGCUCUGGAAAUCCCAGCAAACUUGGGAAGACUGGCCUGGCCACCGCAGCUAGCUUGGUAACCUGCCAGGAUCAUGGAUUUUCCUGGACACUUUGAGCAGAUCUUCCAGCAACUGAACUACCAGAGACUUCAUGGCCAGCUCUGUGAUUGUGUCAUUGUAGUGGGGAAUAGGCAUUUUAAAGCCCAUCGCUCCGUACUGGCAGCAUGCAGCACGCAUUUCCGAGCCCUGUUCUCAGUGGCAGAGGGAGAUCAGACCAUGAACAUGAUCCAGCUGGAUAGUGAGGUAGUGACAGCAGAGGCCUUUGCUGCACUGAUUGACAUGAUGUAUACCUCCACCCUCAUGCUGGGGGAGAGCAAUGUUAUGGAUGUCUUAUUGGCAGCCUCUCACCUGCAUUUGAACUCUGUUGUUAAGGCAUGUAAACAUUACUUAACGACAAGGACGCUGCCCAUGUCUCCCCCCAGUGAGCGUGUUCAGGAGCAGAGUGCCCGCAUGCAGCGCUCCUUUAUGCUGCAGCAGCUGGGACUAAGCAUCGUGAGCUCAGCCCUCAAUUCCAGCCAGAGCGGUGAGGAGCAGCCAGCCCCCAUGAGCUCAUCAAUGCGCGGGAACCUGGACCAGCGGACGCCCUUCCCCAUGAGACGCCUUCAUAAGCGCAAGCAGUCUGCAGAGGAGCGGGCCAGACAGCGCCUCCGACCUGCCAUGGAUGAGUCUGCCAUUGCUGAUGUUACGCCAGAGAACGGGCCAUCAGGGGUUCAUUCUCGGGAGGAGUUCUUUUCACCAGAUUCUCUGAAAAUUGUGGAUAACCCUAAGGCCGAUGGAAUGACCGACAACCAGGAAGACAGUGCCAUCAUGUUUGACCAGUCUUUUGGUGCUCAAGAAGAUGCCCAGGUGCCCAGCCAGUCUGACAACAGUGCCAGCAACAUGGCACAGUUGUCCAUGGCCUCUCGCGCAACUCAGGUUGAGACUAGUUUUGAGCAGGAGGCCGCAACUGAGAAAAGUGGUUUUCAGUGUGAAAAUCCUGAGGUUGGCCUCGGUGAGAAGGAGCACAUGAGAGUGGUGGUUAAAUCUGAGCCCCUGAGCUCUCCUGAGCCUCAGGAUGAAGUGAGCGAUGUGACCUCACAAGCAGAAGGCAGCGAAUCUGUGGAAGUGGAAGGAGUUGUGGUCAGUGCCGAGAAGAUAGAUCUCAGCCCUGAAAGCAGUGAUCGGAGUUUUUCAGAUCCCCAGUCUAGCACUGACAGGGUAGGUGACAUCCAUAUUUUGGAAGUCACAAAUAAUCUAGAACAUAAGUCCACUUUUAGCAUUUCAAAUUUUCUUAACAAGAGCAGAGGAAGUAACUUUAAUGCAAAUCAGAACAAUGAUGAUAAUAUCCCAAACACCACUAGUGACUGCCGGCUAGAGGGGGAGGCCCCUUAUUUGUUGAGUCCAGAGGCUGGGCCUGCAGGCGGGCCCUCCUCGGCCCCUGGCUCUCACGUGGAGAACCCAUUUAGUGAGCCUGCAGACUCCCACUUUGUUAGGCCGAUGCAGGAAGUGAUGGGCCUGCCAUGUGUGCAGACUUCAGGCUACCAAGGAGGAGAACAGUUUGGGAUGGAUUUUUCCAGGUCUGGUUUGGGCCUCCACUCCUCCUUCUCCAGGGUAAUGAUGGGCUCCCCAAGAGGAGGAGGCAGUAACUUUCCAUACUACCGCCGCAUAGCUCCCAAAAUGCCCGUUGUAACUUCCGUCAGGAGCUCACAGAUCCCAGAAAACCCUGCCAGCUCCCAGCUAAUGAUGAAUGGGGCCACGUCUUCAUUUGAAAAUGGCCAUCCUUCCCAGCCUGGCCCUCCGCAGUUGACCAGGGCAUCUGCUGACGUCCUGUCAAAGUGUAAGAAGGCCUUGUCAGAGCACAACGUCUUGGUUGUGGAGGGAGCUCGCAAGUACGCCUGCAAAAUCUGCUGCAAGACUUUCCUGACCUUGACGGAUUGUAAGAAACACAUCCGUGUUCACACAGGUGAAAAACCCUAUGCCUGCCUCAAGUGCGGCAAGAGGUUCAGUCAGUCCAGCCACCUGUACAAACACUCGAAGACGACCUGCCUGCGCUGGCAGAGCAGCAAUCUUCCCAGCACUUUGCUCUGACUCGACCUCUUGAGAUAAGGCCAACGCCAGGUGUAGGACCAUAACUAAAAUCUCUUUUGGUUGGUGGUUAAUGCAGUUGAGUUUGAAGCUUCAGGCUGCCCGGUGGCUCUUUGCAGAUUCCCAUGAUAAGAAGUGGAGAACUAGUGUGUGUAGCGCUUGUGCUGCUGCGUUUCUGAGUGAAAUGCACACUUCAGAGGAUGCCAUCCCUGAAGUCAGGUUCUUGCCAGGGUUGAGCAAUGCAGUCAGAAAGUAGUUUGUAAUUGAUGAUGUUAGAAGUGGCACAUUUAAAAAUUAAACAUGGAAGUGCAGAAAAAUUUUUUUAGCAGUUUUUUUAAAACUUUGUGAAGCAUUUAAUUACAUUUCCUCUACCCUUUGACGGGAAUAUUGUAUACCUGUACAGUGAUGCAAAAUGCACUUAUGUGUAACCAGUGGCGACUUUGUGCCUGUCUAAGAGGAAGGCCCUUGAGGACACGCCUGUCUGCCACAAAUGCUUUAAAGUGUAUCACAAGGUAGUCCUAGGCCUCAGAAAGUACUGUAUUUUUUAUUUUUGUCUGAUUUGCAGUCACAGACACUGCACUUUGAUGGUGCUGACACUGGGUCCAGAGCAAGCAUUCUCUGGACUAUUAGGUGUAUAUACUUUUGAAAAUAUCUAUCACUGUUGGAUAGAUGUUUUAACAGUUUUUCCUGGUUUUAAAAACAAAGUUGUAAAUGGCACAUGUUCUUGUAGGGAGUGAUGAGUAAGAUAUUGUUUCUGUAUGUGCUGUUUUAGCAGUAUUUUAACCAACUUGGAUUACAUGUUACAGUUCCAUGUUUGGAAGUCAGAAAAGAGCUAGUGUUUGUCUUUGUUCUGAUGACGUGGAGUCUUGUUUUGUGGGAUCUUUCAUGGUGCACUUACCCUUUGCUCCAUCCAGACUUCAGGGGCCAGUCCAGCCUGGCACACCCCACCCGGUGACAGGCCUGUUCUCUGCUUUGCUUCUUCACACUCUCAUGCCCCAUAUGGCCUCUUUCCCACGCCUAGAUGACUGUUUUCAGUUAUAAACUAACCAAAAAUGAUGUCAGCUGCCCGUCCACUAUGGGUUUUAUUACUGUAUAUACUAUAGUUUAAAAAUAUAGACCCUGCACUUUUGUAGUUGUUGCCCCGACCCAAUACUGAACGUUUGAAAUUGUUUGCAAUCCAAAUGUCACAGUGUUUGUGGGUAAACCUUUUCCAGACUCUGUAAGAGGGUUGGGCAGCCCAGAGCACAGGAGUCACCAAGUAGCAUCUGAGACUGUUCCAGGAGACAUGUGGGUCAUGGCCCAGGGCCUCUCUGGGCCCCACCACCUCACUUCCUCAGCCCCUCCUGCCUUGCGGCCUUCUGACCCUGUGCCAUCAGGGCUGUUGGUGGUGCUUGUGUUAGGCUGAGCCCUGGCUGAUGUGCUUCCAGGGGAAUAGCACAGGUUCAUGUGUCUCUGCAGAGCUCAUGAAGUCAGUUUAAUUCAUGCAUGAACAUGAGUUCAUUUUUUAUACAGCUUUUUUAGAGACACCAAACCAUUGUGCAUAAUUGAGAGAAGUCCUUCAGUUCUUGUGUUUAGAAAGCUAAGUAUGUAUAGCCUAAAAUAAACAUUAGUGUGUGUUUUCUCUUAACCUAGUGUGUGCAGUUACACAUCUGUCUGUGGAUAAACUCAUAAUGUUCAUAGUUGGGCUUAGCAUCUCCUGUGAACUGAUUCCCAGGGAGGAAAGCCAAAGGGAAACCUCUGUGAUGCCCCUCCUUUCCAGCAGACGAGGAAAGAGACUGUUGGAGGAUAUGGGCUCACCUGGGAAGUCCAGUUGUAUGUGUGGCUCAUUGUCAGCAGUCGUGUUCUGACUUGAUGCGAGGAAGCUCUGCACCCAUCCCUCUACGUGAUGUGACCACCAGUGUGUUGUGAGGAGGUUAAUCUUGGGAGGCAGGUGUGUCAGCACAGAGAACAAGAGAGGCUCUGCCUGGGCCUGGGAGAGGAACCAGUGACACCAAGAAGAGCAGUGGCAGCCCUCCUCCCCUUCCAUCUGGAGGAAGGGUGCCAGGGGGCUGCCCCUCACCUCAGCUCGGGCUUGAAUGGACUUGGUUCUGGGGCCUGUCUCUGACACAGCGGCUGGAGCCCUGCCUCUCCACUGCUAGAUGGAAUCUGGAAUCUCUCAUCUACCUCUUAGUCAAUCAGUUUCUACAUGUGAGAAGCGAGCUUGCAGGCCAAUGUCCUCAUACAUGCUGGAGCACUUAAAAAGUAAUUCAGAGGUUCCCUGGAAAACCAGUCCCAGGGUUCCUAGGAUCCAUCGUUUCUACCUGAAUUAUAACUGCUAUUGAGUACCUGGAUUUUGAUUGGUUAGCCUUAAUUAUAGCCUGGCAUAAUCAUUUCUGGUGAUCAAAUCAUAAAGUUCUAUCAGGCACCCAUGUCAGUGGUGCUAUCAGCAUCUCGAAAUUUGAGAUUUUGAAAUAAAAAAUUUGUCACAUACAUACCUCGAUCUAAACGUGUUUUUUUCUUUGCUUAGGUUGUUAAGGUUUGAAACAAAAAAAGGAAGUAGUAUUGCUUUCUCUGCUAACCCUGAUUUGACCAGUCCUUUUUUUUUUUUGUGAGGAAGAUUCGCCCUGAGCUAACCUCUGUGCCAGUCUUCCUCUAUUUUGUAUGUGGGUUGCUGCCACAGCAUGGCUGAUGAGCAGUGUAGGUCUACACCUGGGAUCCAAACCUGUGGACCCCAGGCUGCCCAAGCGGAGCACACAAACUUAAUCACUAAGCCACUGGGCCGGCCCCAAGACCAGUAUUUUUUUAACCAAGCCUCCUAGAAGAUGUCCUAGUGCUGUCAAUUAAUAACAAUUACUGGUUGUUCCCCUCAAUUUAGUCCCUCUGCCUUGCCUGCUCUGUCUGUCUUGGAGCCGUGGACAAGUGUCAAGUUUUGUUCUCAGUCUACCCAGUUUUACUCUUAGAGGGUCUGCUUAAUCUUGUGCUUUCUGCUGCUCCCUUACCUGCCUCCCAGGUUGA
Molecule: messenger RNA, 5646 nt
Organism: Diceros bicornis minor
Lineage: Eukaryota; Metazoa; Chordata; Mammalia; Perissodactyla; Rhinocerotidae
Gene: ZBTB5
Product: zinc finger and BTB domain containing 5
Exons: 2
Coding region: 622-2655 (677 amino acids)
Biological process (GO): regulation of transcription by RNA polymerase II
Cellular component (GO): nucleus
Molecular function (GO): RNA polymerase II cis-regulatory region sequence-specific DNA binding; DNA-binding transcription factor activity, RNA polymerase II-specific; protein binding
Source: RefSeq, a predicted model, not a curated record